CCUGCUAACUGGUUUGGAGAAGCGUCAACUGCCACACAGAGAGACAACUGGGAGCAGAAACUAAAAAGAUAAAAAGUGCGAAAAGCGCCGACCACGAUUGGAGCGUGAUGUCUCUUGUAAUCACGAUGACAUCACAAUUCUCCUCGUUCUUGCAUGUAAAGCGAGGUGAGUGGGUACGCACGCGUCAAUGUUGGGAGCGUUUAUUCCAAGAAAAUACUGCGUACAGAGAAUUUUCCUAUGUUCGUUGUCAGCCGAGUUGCGUCCUUUUGUAAUUCGCCAGAAACAGAAGAUCUUUUGAAUUUUUUCCUGCGCUCGUUAAAUCUGAACGAACAAAGAGAGGUACAAGUAGCUGAAAAACAGCUAAUGACACGUUGUGUGCACUCAAAAAUAUCCUGUACUGGUUGUUUUUCCUAAAUUCACAGAAGCCUGCUCAGGGCCAGACAAACUGUGCCGUGAUGAGGGACAUCUUGCGACAGAAGCUAGCCGAGAAGAGAGCCCACCCUGUUAUUGAGUACGAGUCUGAGGUCAGUGAUUCUGAUGAUGGUGCUGUGGUACCGCAGAAGCUGUAUGAUGAACUACAAGAGCGCUAUGCUGCAAUGAAAGCACAAGUACGAGAGCUAAAGUCAAAGGCUAGCUCAUCGCCAAGCAUGAUGGAAGAUCAUUUGAAAGCUAUCAGCACAACUUUAGCACGAGUUGAGGAAAAGAUAGAUCAACACGAAUAUGUAUCCCCUGAAACAACCAUGCUAUCAGAGCCUCCUCUCAAAAAAGCUAACUUUCAGACGGAUGGAGUCACUGUAACCAUCAAUGAAACUGUGUCAAUGCCACUCGAUCAGUGGCUGCACUGUCAAAGAGAGUCUUUUUUUGAGAAAGAGAGUCUUUUUGUGCGGAGCAUGGCACUGGCUUUGUGGGGGAAGGAUACACUCAAGAACAGGUCGACAGAAGGACGGGUGUCGAAUCGGUUGAGAAAGCAACCUGAAGCUACGGCAAAACCCCAACUCUCACCAGAAAAAAUUGGUGUCCUAGAAGACUGCUUUGAGGACUGGCCCGUGAAGCGUGGUGCCAGUGGUCCAUGCUUGAAAGAAAGGUUGAACUCCCUGAAAGGCCACCUGAUUUCAGCUCUACGGGAUGCUGCAAGACCAGCAAAAGACACACCGACCACACCCACAAAUGCCACCUCAUAAGGACCUUAUUUCUGCUGAAGUUUCUGGUUGUCCUCAUAUCUUCGCAGCAGAAGAAGGAUCCCACUGCUGCCUGUGAUGCAGGAGGUCAAGUAAUCACAGCACCUGCACACAGAUCCAGUCCACAGACCUGGACGGCAUACCUAGGCAUAUUUUACAUGUACACUUCAAGUACUGCAAGUUUCAACUCUGCAAUGCAAGACUAUAUCUGUCUGAAUUUAUGACACUGACUUGUACCAGUAAGCUUUGUUUGCGGACAGUACAAUGAUUGGUCCAUGUCUAGUUUAGGUCCGCCACUCGAUUUCAACCUUGAAAUCUCCAUACCUGGAUGUAAUUAUGGAAGGUGCAUCAUA
Ornithodoros turicata is the source of this 1531-nucleotide messenger RNA. RefSeq names its product BEN domain-containing protein 5-like. Gene Ontology annotation, molecular function: DNA binding. The record is from RefSeq and is a predicted model, not a curated record. Gene Ontology annotation, biological process: negative regulation of DNA-templated transcription. NCBI's taxonomy places the organism in Eukaryota, Metazoa, Arthropoda, Arachnida, Ixodida, Argasidae. The transcript is spliced from 5 exons. Bases 456 to 1181 code for a protein of 241 amino acids.